Fonsecaea monophora is the source of this 621-nucleotide messenger RNA. RefSeq names its product uracil phosphoribosyltransferase. The transcript is spliced from 5 exons. NCBI's taxonomy places the organism in Eukaryota, Fungi, Ascomycota, Eurotiomycetes, Chaetothyriales, Herpotrichiellaceae. The record is from RefSeq and is a predicted model, not a curated record. Bases 1 to 621 code for a protein of 206 amino acids.
AUGGAGAAUUGCGUACUCCUGCCACAGAACCAUCAACUCCUAAGUUCCAUGACCAUUCUGCGCAGUCAAAACACAGAGGGCAAAGACUUUAUCGAUGCAUUUGCCAAGGUGGCUGCACAGCUCAUGGCCAGAGUCGAAUGUCAACAAGUGACGACCCCGACGGGAGGCACGUACCAGGGCGUGCGACAAGCAAAGCAAGUCUGUGGCAUCAGCAUCCUGAGGGCAGGGGCCAGCCUGGAAGAUGCGCUGAGAACGGCUUACAACGGCCCUUUGAGCUUCGGAAAGCUCUUAAUCCAACGAGACGAGAAAACGAGCCUCCCAGUGCAUCUGUACACUAAAUUUCCUACGUCGAUUUCGAACGCUUACGUACUGAUUCUCGAGCCAAUGCUUGCGACCGGAGGCUCAGUGAGUAAAGCAAUCGAGCUGGUCCUUGAACAGCGUGUGCCGGAGGAACGGAUCAUUGUCGUCAAUCUGAUAGCCUCGGCGAGCGCGGUCAGCCUGGUCUCUGAACGAUUUCCGAAGUUGAUGUUAGUGACAGCGGCUGUUGACAAGGAUUUGAAUUCAAAAAGGUACAUCGAUCCAGGACUUGGCGAUUUCGGGGAUCGAUUUUACGGUACAUGA